GGUGUGCUGGCACCACGAUCAAGUGCAUCUAUAUGGCCAAGACUGCUGCACUGAGCCUGGCCAAUUCAUCGUGGCAGAGCGCGACCGUUUCUGCAGCACCACAGCAACAACUUCAACCUCAACUAGUGAACGGGACGUCGACGGCGUCGGGGUACCCCAACAACAACUUGGACGUGGCGGGACCUACCUCCGUCUCUGACGAAGACAUGCUCCAGAAGAUGGAGCGCAUGGUGUCCAAUCGCACGGGCUCACGUCGGAAGCAACCACCCUCGCCAUCCGACCACAUCGACACGUCCACUGCGACAUCCUCGUCAUCCCGUCUCCACUCGAGGCUUCUGGCUCGAGGUCCAUCGUCGCGGGCAACUGUGCGGGAGUCUCCUCGCGCGACGGUGUACCCCUUGGGCAACCAACCGAAUGCCACGUCAUCUACGGAUUCCAAGCGGCCAGCCGACGAGACCAAUGACGCCUCUAUGAACUACGACGACGACGGCAACGCCAAGGUGCUGCUUCCCCCCACCAACACUGUGACGUACCCCGGGGUCCAAAGCAGUAGCAACAAAGAGCCGCGACGGGAUACCAUGCCAAGUGACAAGCUCGAGAGUAUCACCAUCGGCACCCGCUCGUUCUCAAACUCGUCGUUGCAGCCAAGCAUUGUCGUCGCGGGAGGGUCCUCGUUGUCGUGCAAAGGCGCUGUGGGGCUGCAAAAUCUGGGCAAUACAUGCUUCAUGAACAGUUGCUUGCAGUGCCUGAACAACGUGCACAGCGUGAUGAAGUACUUUCGCAGCAACGCCCAUUUGCACGAGUUGAACGGAUCGAGUCCCACCGCGGGCAAGCUCGCCUGCGUGUUUGGGGAUUUAUCCCAAGCGUUGUGGAGCGGGGCAGAGUUUUCGUCGACGCGCCCCGUCGAGCUCAAGCGCGUGGUGGGGAAGCUCGCGUCGCGGUUUAUUGGGUACGACCAGCACGACGCCCAAGAGUUUCUCCGGUUUCUCCUCGACGGGUUGCACGAAGACUUGAACCGGAUUCUGAAAAAACCCGCCUACUAUGAAAUCCCAGAUCGUCCGCAUGCCCCCGAGCGCGACCUGUCGGACGAGUACUGGCAGUACUACAUCCAGCGCAACGCAAGUGCCUUGUCCGAGCAGUUUUGCGGCCAGCUGCGAUCCGAAGUUACCUGUCAAACAUGCAGCCAUCGGUCCAUAUGUUUCGACGUAUUUUGGGACUUGUCGGUACGCGAUACUCCACUAGUUCCUACUAGUAUUGUCUAGUAUCUUGUACCCCAUGUUUGGACUUUUGAGCUAAUUCGCCAAAGCCAUCGAUCGAUUCUUUGUAGUUACUGAGUUUGGUAUGUAAAAAAGUGUCCUGUGGGGAUUGGUAUCACACUAAUUGAAGUCACACACUAAUUUGACGUUGAUGAUAUUUCCUAUAAUUAGAUUUGGCUAAAUCAUUCUUCUGUACAUUUGGUUGUGUCGAUUCGAGAUGGAAAAACCAAAAUAAUCGGGUGGAGAAUAUGAUUGGCCACUUGAAUACAGUUCUGGGUUUGGUCAUUAUCGAAUCCCAGUCGAUGCAACGCUAUAUAUUUGUUUUGAAUGGACAAUCAACCACGUCACAUAUACUUACUGUAUGUGUCCUCACGAGAACGUCAUGUUGAAAGUUACCCGUGCCGAAAAAAGCCAAAGGCGGCGCGAUCCGCUUUGGCGCGUUCAAGUCCACGUCUUCCAACGAAGACACGUCCAUGUGCACAGUGCACGACUGUCUACGGGCUUAUACGGAGGAAGAGCACAUGAAGGACGAGGACGCGUUCUACUGCGCCAAAUGCAAAGCCCAUCGGUCUGUGGUCAAGUCCAUUUGCCUGCAGCGGUGCCCGAAUGUGCUCGUGCUGCACCUAAAACGGUUCUCGUACUCGACGUUCAGCCGCGACAAAGUGUCCACGGCGGUGAAAUUCCCCACCGAAGGGCUCGAAAUCAAAGAAUUCUGCAGCAAAGACAACAUCUGUAACUACACUCUAUUGUAUAUUAUUGUCAUUCUAUUACCUAACAUUUGGACUUUUGAUUAUUCGCCAAAUCUAUCGAUCGAU
Messenger RNA from Aphanomyces astaci, 2071 nucleotides. RefSeq lists its product as hypothetical. NCBI's taxonomy places the organism in Eukaryota, Oomycota, Saprolegniomycetes, Saprolegniales, Verrucalvaceae. The record is from RefSeq and is a predicted model, not a curated record. The coding region runs from base 33 to 1262 and encodes 409 amino acids. Gene Ontology annotation, biological process: protein deubiquitination. The transcript has 6 exons. Gene Ontology annotation, molecular function: cysteine-type deubiquitinase activity.